Girardinichthys multiradiatus is the source of this 6054-nucleotide messenger RNA. RefSeq names its product pleckstrin homology-like domain, family B, member 2a (gene phldb2a). Gene Ontology annotation, cellular component: basal cortex. The transcript is spliced from 17 exons. Gene Ontology annotation, biological process: regulation of microtubule cytoskeleton organization. Lineage: Eukaryota; Metazoa; Chordata; Actinopteri; Cyprinodontiformes; Goodeidae. The coding region runs from base 36 to 3296 and encodes 1086 amino acids. The record is from RefSeq and is a predicted model, not a curated record.
GGGAGGGGAAAGGGUCUCCUGUCUGAUCCUUUGUCAUGGGAAGACUUUCCUCUGCUGCUUCAGAGCGGAGAGGCAGGCAGAAGGAGGACUUCAAAACUUACAGAUGGCCAGCAGAGGAUUUUAAACUAUGUAACUGGGGCGGAAAACAGAGGUACCAGCCGAAUCGUCCAUUUUUGGCUCUGAUUCAUCUGAAAGGGUGGAUCAUUGUGAUGAACAGCAUGCUUCCUCAAAGAAGCGCCGUUGCCACUUUGGGCUACGCUUCUGACUGUUUGAAGAUUGAGCACAACAGUGGCAGCUCAGGAGGGGGGGCAUUGCUGAGAAGUUCUCGCUCUAAAGCAGAACUUCAGGAACUGAUGGAGACCCUGCAGCGCAGAAAGAGUGCUCUUGAGGCCAGCCUGAGGGCAGCAGAGUGCAGUCGCAAGUACCUUAGCGUACCUUCACCAGUUGCUAGCCAGCCCAGCAGGCCACUGUCUAUCCUCAGCAACACAGAGAGACCACCUUCUGCCUCCAGAAACUUUUCUUACAUUAACAGUAACAGUGUGCCUCCGUCGCCCCGUCAGGGCGAGCACCAGAUUAGUUCCAAUGGCUUGUUUCGUCAUUCCUAUUCUCGCCACCAGUCACAAGACAGUCUGCUGCUCUCUAAUGCAUCAGAUGGAACUUCUCUGCUGUCCUCCUAUGGGGAGCCAGUGCCUCGUUCUCCCCGGAUCAAGAGUGGGGCAGCCAGUGUGCCAUCCAGCCCCCGAAUGAGCCGUAGACUCAACUCUCAAAGCAAAGCUGUUGGAGAGUUAAGGCAGAGGAAAUACUCCACUGGUUCCCUCAACAACCUGGGGAUGCAUAGCCGUUCUUUGCCACGACUUCACAAUGCUGCAGAUCCCCCUGUUUUGUCGCUGCCCUCUCGUCAUUCAGUGGGUUCCCAUAGAGUGAUGGUCUCAGCAGGACAGAGGCGCAGUCUUUCCUCCCUUGAGCAGCCCCCAGAUGUGACAGUGCCAGCAAGCAUGCCCAGCACAUCCAGGAGGUCCAGCCUUGCUUCCCUGAGCUCUCUGGGUGUAGAGAUUGAUGGCACAGGCCUAGAUCUGGGCUUAGGAGAGAGGAGGUUGUCAUUUGGGAAAGGCGGGUUAAGUCCAGGACAGAGAGUGGGCAGCAUCAGUUCUCUGAAUGGCAAAGAAGAGCUAAGAGACUAUCACCAGCAUCAGAGAGAUGAACGGCUCAGGGAGCAGAAAGUGCAGAAAUUGGAAUGCCAGCGUCUAGAGACCAUCUUAAGCCUGUGCACUGAAUUGGGACAGGUGGCAAGAGAGCCAACAGGGUCAGCUGUUUCUGAUCUGCAAAAGAUUAAUAAGGAGCUGGAGAAGCUACAGGUGUCAGACGAUGAGUCUGUGUUUUCUGACUGCCCCAGCAGCACUGCUCAAGACACCUGCUGUGGGGCCAAAGCCAGAGAUCUUCAGCUUCUUGAGGAGCAGCAGGCCAGCCAGCGUCAGCAGGGAAACUACAGGUCUCACUCACCUGCUAUAAGUCUGAACAGCAGCGCUCCUUCUCCUUCUACACACCACAGAUCCAAAGCAUUGGAGAGCAUGCAGCUGAAACAGGAGGUAACUCAUAUAGAGGAAGAGAGAAUCCAGGUUUUGAACAACAUUGAAGAGCUGGAGCAGAAGAUCAAAGACCUGGACAACCAGAUGGAGGAGUCUCUGCGUGAGAUGGAGGUGGAGUGCGCCCUGCUGGACGGAGAACAAGAGUCUGAGAUGGCUCAGCUGCUAAGGGAAAAGGAGCUGUUGGAGGAACUCAAAGCAAAAAUGCAAAGUUUCGAGAGAACAAGCAAUACAGAAAAAUCUCAGGAAAGAGAGGAGCAGGCAAAAACCUCAGAGGAUUUGGAAUUUCAAAAGCUGGAAAGAGAAAUCAAGCAGGAAGAGGAAAAGGAGAGCCAAAGCCAAGAGCUGCUGCGGGACAUCGCAGAGUAUCAGCGUCUCAGCAUCACUCGCAAGGAAAGAAUCAUGACUCUGAAGAAACAAUCCUCGCAGAUCACUUUACAGGCUCAGCAAGAAAAAGAAAACUUCCAAAGAGAGAAAAACAACCUGCUUGUCAUGCUUCAAAAGGAGAGACACAAGCUGCUGUCUUUGGAAGGAAAGUAUGCAGAAUUGUCUGAGGGGCAAAGUUUGAUCAACAACCCUGCUGCCAUCAAAGAGCACUUGAACUCCCUAAAGGAGAGGAGAAGAAGCAGCAAAGAAAGCUCUUCCAAUCCUAUCGAAAGCAUUCCUCAUAAGAGAAGCCAACAGCUCCUUGGCUCCUAUGGCAGAUCUCUGGGACGCACACUUCCUCCUAAGGCUCAUCUACCUUUAUCCCAAAGCUCCAGCUGUGGCAGUGUCAUACCACAAGGCUUCAGCUUCUCCCCACGGGAAGUGAAAGCCCGCCGGCUGCCCAAGGGAAACAGCUACAUUCACAUAAACGAUGACAGACAGAGGCAAAGCGAUUUUUGCAGCAGGAUGGUCUCUGAGCCCAACAUGUUCCUGGACCCCUUCUCCUACCCAGACAACAGCCAGGUAUCGGACACCGUCAGUGUGGACAGUUCGGACAGCUUGGAGACCAGUUUCUCCGCCUGCUCUCCGGACAACAUCUCCAGUGCCAGCACUUCCAAUAUGGCAAAAAUUGAGGAAAUGGAGCGUUUACUCCGAGAGGCCCAAGCUGAGAAGCUGAGACUCCUCGAGCAUCGGGAGCGGGAGAUGGAAAUACGAAGGCAGGCCCUGGAGGAGGAGAGAAGAAGGAGAGAGGAACUGGAGAAACGUCUGCAGGAGGAGACAAGCAGGAGACAGAAACUUGUGGAAAGAGAGGUGAAGCUCAGGGAGAAACAGAGAUCGCAGUCGCGGCUGCUGACUCGCUACCUUCCUGCGAGAAAAGAUGACUUUGACCUUCACGGUCACAUUGAGGCAGCUGGACACAACCCAGACGCCUGCUUCCAUCUGGCCAUCACCGAUAAAACUUGCCGAGGAUUCCUGGUCAAAAUGGGCGGAAAGAUCAAGACGUGGAAGAAACGUUGGUUUGUCUUUGACCAGAAUCGAAGAACGCUCACAUAUUAUGCAGACAAACACGAGAACAAGAUGAAAGGAGUCAUUUACUUCCAAGCCAUAGAGGAGGUGUACUAUGACCAUUUAAAGAAUGCACACAAAAGCCCCAAUCCUUCUCUGACGUUCAGCGUAAAGACCCAUGAUCGGGUGUACUACAUGGUGGCGCCGUCUCCUGAGGCCAUGCGUAUCUGGAUGGAUGUAAUCGUGACGGGCGCUGAAGGACACAUGCACUUCAUGGUGUAGCACUCCACCUUAUCGUUUAUUUUCCUAACCACUGAGUGAAAUACUUUUCAGCUCUCUGCACAUGUCAGAUUUAUGGCAAACAUGUGUGGAUCUGCGAGGGAUUUUAAUCAGGUCAACCAAACAUUAGUUUCUGUGUACAAUCAUAGAAAUUCACUGAUGAGCGUGAAGACAAUCCGCCCUUGUGCACGCUUUAUUAUGCAGUUGUGUAUAAAAGACUAAACGUGUUUAGAGUUUGGUCUUAAAAGUAAGCUGUUAAGGUUUUUUUUUUUCUCCAGGUGUUUAUGUUUUAUGAGAAGCUAAAAGGUCACGGCAGGUAAUUUUGCUUUUUUCUGAUCAGGGAAGCUUCUAAAUGAUGAAACCCUCAACAUGCGCUGAUGGUUCUGCCCAAAACAAAUUAGUUGUCUUGAAAAAAACUGUCUUUUGCAAAUAUUAGAUGAUUUAAAAUACAUCCACUUUUAUACUUUUAUUUUUGUCUUCAACAUGACUGUGCAACUGUUUUAAACCACCCCUCUUUUUGUAUUGCUUUUAAAGCUAACCUUCAACAUGUUUGAAAUCAUUGUCCAGCCUUUCUCAAAGUUUUCUGCUUUGGACUCAAUAUAUAAAAUAUUUCCUGACUAGAUGAACAUUAUGUGACAGUCGUGUCUUAAAAAAACAGGAAACGUUUCAGCACAGAUCUAAAACGCCUCCGUUUCAGCUAAUAGCUUGUAGGAAUCACCUUGUCGAAGCUAAAAUACCAAUUGUUGUCUUUUAACAUGUUUUAGCCUGCAUACAUUUCAUAGAUUUAGUCAAAGAAAUGAGGUUGUUUCCAACAGGCUGCUUCUGAGACAUUUUCUGCUAUUUGUAGACAAAACACUAGUUCAUCUAAUGAAUUUUAGGGCUUGAAAGUCUUUCUUUUGUGACAUAGAAAAGAAACCAACAAAAAUUGUCUCUAAAUAUUCUGACACAAAAUAGACACGGUAGUUCCUUAAAAGACCUCCAGAAAAUAAGAAGUAGUACUCUAGACCACUUUUGGAUACAACAUGAAAGGCUAGCACAAUAUUUUUUUACAUAUUGUUCAUGCUGUUUAACCGUUUAUGUAAUUGGCAAGGACAAACGGGUGCAACAUUGUUAAGUGGAAGGUAAAAUGAGAUAGAUUUUGCCAUAUAUUUAAAUAAAAACUGAAACGUCUUGUGUGCUAUUGCAGGUUGUAUUCAGUCCCAAUAUUUGUAGAACCACCUUUCGCUGUAAGUCUUUGGGAGUCUUUGGGAGUUGGUCUCUACCAGUAUGGAGUAGACUAAAAGUUUUGUCCAUUCUUUGCCAAAAUGUUCGGAUUCAGUCAGGUUGGAUGGAGAGCUCACAAAAAACCUCUGAGGCCUUCACGGCACAGCUUUAUUUACCCUAAAAACAAAUGAAUUCUCUGUAAGAAUUUGGUGACUUCUGAAUCUAAGCGGUUGCAGUGCCUUAGGGGUAUGAGAGUAAAGGGGGCUGAAUGUAAAUGCAGAGCACACUUUGCAGAUUUGUAAGACAAUUUGAAAAGGAUGUGUCCUUUUCUUUCCACUUCACAGUUAUGCCCCAUGAUGUGUUGGUGUAUAACAUAAAAUUCUAAUAAACUACAUAAAAAUUUGUUGUAAUGAGACAAAAUUAAAAAAAGUCCAAAACAUGAAUCCUUUUUACUGUAUGUAAAUAAAUGAGGAGCAACCAAAGACUUUUGCACAACACAGUACUUUUCUACUCCUAAUGGUAUUUUUCAGUGUUUUUAUUUCACAGCCAGACUUAUCAUGGGUAUCUUAUUUGGAUGUCAGGAUGAGGAAGUGCCCAUCCACUCUCUCUCUCUGUAUAGUCAUAACAAUGCACCUUUUGUUUAGCUCAAGAUUAUAAAUCAGUGCAUUUUACUUGUUUCAACUGCUGACCUUGUCUGCUUACCUUAUGACAGGAUUGAAUGUCCACCAUUAUUCUUCUUUUGCACCUCUUUCCUUACCAUAGAAAUCAUUGUCCUUUACAGAAAUUGGAAUCAUGAAAAAAAGAUGAUUAGAGAUUACUUGCAAAUGCUGUCUAAGGCAUAAAGCCAUCAAACAGCCAAAAUCACAGUAGCGCUUUAUUUUAUGCUGUUCAGCUAGCUCCCCCUCUCUGCAGUUGAUGCUGCAGGUCUGAUGGGGCCAUGUUGUGCAGCAACGAUGCUGGACGUUCCUGCGUCACCCAUGUGUUUUUAACACUAUUGCAUUUCAGUGUGUUCCACCAGCAGAGGUCCUCAGUGCAGAGUGAUUGCACCAGAAUGACGUAAUGCUCUGCCCAGUAACCCCAGACUCAUUGAUAUUGACGAGCAGUUUCUGAAGGAACAUAUGCUUUAUCAUCAGUAUUAUUUAUGCUAUAUAAGCAGUUAUGAGCACAUGUAUACUAAGCUUAAGAUUAGCCUUUUAGUAGUUUUUGUUAUUAUUAUUUUUGUAUAUUCAUAAACUGAUUUCAACAGUUAAAAAUGCUUGACAAACUGCAGGGCUCGCUGUUUACCCUGUUCUGUUUAAGUGUUAAUUAUCUCCUGCAGAGAGCAGAUCAGAGAGUUGAGCUGACAGUGUUACAGAUAUGUUUUUUCCUUCAUCAUCUGACAAGUAAACAUCUCAUUUUCAUCCAAGCCUUGAAAGAAAAUAAAUGAUAGCAUUUAUAAAUUUUUUUAAUACAUUUAUUGUUUUGUAUUUUGUAUAUAAACACAUUACAAUUGUAGCUAAUGCAAUAAUUCAAGUUUUUAUACUCAACCUGUGUCAUGAAUAAAUACUUGUGACCACAA